AAAUAUUGAAUUGUUAAAAAUCGUGAACGGAUCAUCAUGCCUGAACCAGCGAAGUCUGCACCCAAGAAAGGCUCGAAGAAGGCCGUUACCAAGACCACCGGCAAGGGAGGAAAGAAGCGCAAAAGAUCCAGGAAGGAGAGUUAUGCUAUUUACGUGUACAAAGUUCUGAAGCAGGUUCAUCCUGACACUGGAAUUUCUUCCAAGGCGAUGGGAAUCAUGAAUUCUUUCGUCAACGACAUCUUUGAGCGCAUCGCCGGUGAAUCGUCUCGUCUCGCUCACUACAACAAGCGCUCCACCAUCACAUCGAGAGAGAUCCAGACCGCCGUGCGUCUGCUGCUGCCCGGUGAACUGGCCAAACACGCUGUGUCUGAGGGCACAAAGGCUGUGACCAAAUACACCAGCUCAAAGUAAAGUCUCAUCUUGUUUGAUCAGCGAACCCAAAGGCUCUUUUAAGAGCCACCCACGUUGUCUUUAAAAGAGCUUGCUACUGAAUUUUUAGACUUUAUUUUACCUAAAAAUGAAGAAUUUAUACGUUAUCAGUUAAUUGUCUAAAUAGUCUAUGUAUCUUCUUCUUCUUCUUAUUUGUUUGUUUACCGACAUUGCUUAUCCCUGUUCUGGACAAUGCAUCUGAGAAUUGUGAAAUCAUAGUCAGAUUAUUUAUUUAUUUAUUUAUAUUUAUUCUUCCUUUUGGUGGGAGAUGUG
Molecule: messenger RNA, 702 nt
Organism: Labeo rohita (rohu)
Lineage: Eukaryota; Metazoa; Chordata; Actinopteri; Cypriniformes; Cyprinidae
Product: histone H2B
Exons: 1
Coding region: 37-411 (124 amino acids)
Cellular component (GO): nucleosome
Molecular function (GO): DNA binding; protein heterodimerization activity; structural constituent of chromatin
Source: RefSeq, a predicted model, not a curated record